GAGUAAUAGACGCUGUCAGCCAUCACCCAAUCUGGCUAGUCCUGCCUCCGUAGGCUGCCGCAUUAUUCAGUCUCUUUGUUCAUAUCACCACAGCCCCAAGGCGUUAACUCUUUGUGAUCGCCCUGUGGCUGUCUUUUCUCAAGUCUAGACAAGAGUCUGUAGAGUCUUGUUGAGGGCGGCUUCUUCUGAUGCUGUGUAACUCUACUCCAUUGAGAUUCCAAAUUAACGUGGCUGUCGAAGGCUACAGCCUACUUCCGUGCAGCCAUAUAUUGACAGUCACCCACUAUCUUAUCUCAUAACUCUUCACUUAUCUACUGAUCUACAUCUACAUCUACUGAUCUACACUGAUGGCGAAUCCCCUUGGAAAAGGCCAGUCGGCCGGCGGCUGGAAAUCAUGGACAACCAGGAAGAAGCUGUUCGUUCUCUCGCUGGUCCUCCUCAUCAUCGUCGCUCUGGGAGUCGGUCUCGGCGUCGGACUAGGCAUCGGUCUGGGCGGCGGCGGAGAAGGUGGUGAAGAAGGCUCAGGCGGGGAGACCACAACGCCCGAAGGCAACUACACAACAGCCAAAUGGCAGCCAGCCGUGGGAACAAAAUGGCAGAUCGAGCUGCUAAACCCGUUGAACGACACCUCCGUCGACGCAGAGAUAUACGACAUCGACCUGUUCACCAACGACCAGUCCACCAUCGCAGGACUACAGCAAGCCGGCCGCAAAGUCAUCUGCUACUUCUCCGCAGGCAGCUACGAGAACUGGCGACCGGACAAGGACAAGUUCAAGGACUCGGAUCUGGGCAACGACCUGGCCGACUGGCCCGGCGAAAAAUGGCUGAACAUCAGCUCGGCAAACGUGCGGCAGAUCAUGCUUGCCCGGCUGGACAUGGCGCGCGACAAGGGCUGCGACGGGGUGGACCCGGACAAUGUCGACGGGUACGACAAUGACAACGGGCUGGACCUGACGCAGGCGGACUCGGUCAGCUUUGUGAAUUUCCUGGCGAAUGCGGCGCAUGCGCGGAAUAUGUCGGUCGGGUUGAAGAACGCGGGGGAUAUCAUCCCGUCGGUGAUCAAGAACAUGCAGUGGAGUGUCAACGAGCAGUGUGCGCAGUACAAGGAGUGCGAUACCUACGCCGUGUUUCCGCAGAAUGGCAAGCCGGUGUUUCACAUCGAGUACCCCAAGGGGGAUGAAACCAACAAUGAUCUGUCCGUGACGGCCAACCAGAAGGACGCGGCCUGUGAGUUUGCGGGCUCGGCCAAUUUUUCGACUGUCAUUAAGAAUAUGAAUCUGAACAAUUGGGUUGAAUAUUGUUAGGCCUCCACUCCUUAGGAGUGGUCGGGCCUAGAGACGAGCAUGAAUACGGAGUGCAUGGGCGGAGUUGGUUUCAUUGAUCUGACUGUUGAUGUUCUAUCUGUUUCUAUCUUACUUGAGUAUCUAAUUAUAUCUGUCUGUCUGCAUCGUGAUGUCUCAGUUUCAUACAGCGAUCAACAUGAUACACGGGAUGUAAACAUCUCUCUCACACAUCUUGGCCUUCACAGCACUCCACUCCUAGCAUUGGAACUUGGCGACUCCGUAUCUGUAUCAGGUAAUAGCCGCCGUCCACAACCCUCAGGCAUGAACCAGCGGAGAACACAGCAGUGCGAACUCCGAACUGCGAAAUGCAAACAGCCCACUGGAUACUGAUCUGGACUCACUCAACUGCGCGACUCGU
Messenger RNA from Aspergillus novofumigatus IBT 16806, 1701 nucleotides. Its product is annotated as endo alpha-1,4 polygalactosaminidase. The record is from RefSeq and is a predicted model, not a curated record. Lineage: Eukaryota; Fungi; Ascomycota; Eurotiomycetes; Eurotiales; Aspergillaceae. The coding region runs from base 348 to 1304 and encodes 318 amino acids. The transcript has a single exon.